Molecule: messenger RNA, 2642 nt
Organism: Mya arenaria
Lineage: Eukaryota; Metazoa; Mollusca; Bivalvia; Myida; Myidae
Product: testicular haploid expressed gene protein-like
Exons: 11
Coding region: 334-1434 (366 amino acids)
Source: RefSeq, a predicted model, not a curated record
UGGAUUUCAUUUGUCAUUAACUGAGUUAGCGUAUUAUCAGAGCAUGCUUUAUUUCAUUUCAGUAAUUUAAAACCGGACGUUUAAAUAACAAUUGAAAUGCUAUAUGAUUUACACUUUCAUUGAAAGUAAAAACAGAAGAUCACGUGACGUUGCGCGCCGACAAUAGAACGUUGCUAGGAAUCCACGUGACGUCGUUGAGGACAAGGCCGCCAAAACCGUACCAUAACAUUGACAUGUGCUUAAGUGAUUCUCAUUUAAUGAGAUUUUAAUUUGGCUGAAAAUCGUGUUCAUAUAAACGAUAUAAUAACUGGAUUUAUACUCAACUACUGAAUAAUGGCGACAUUACAAGAAGUAAGCUUUAGGGGCUCGGAUAACGAAAGCGAGGCCCGCCUAUUCAGAGAUACGACCCCAAGAAAGAGUGGUGCCGAAUACGAGAGGAUUCGUGACUCCGGAAGCCGACGGCCGGGCUACGGUAGGUCCCGUACAACCAUCGUUACCAACAGGGAGCGCCUGCUGCAGCUUUCCCAGCCUAAAGAACCCAAGGUAGAAUGGUACACGAGUGUCGGACCACAUGUGCGCUGGGGAACACAAGAGAUGAUCUGGCCAGUCAAACCAGAAGCUCUACGGGCGGACUCGACGGAGCGCCUCGAAACACUCGCCCUCCCCAAAGUUAACUUCCUGAAAGGCGACAACAUUAACAGGUCGCAGUUUUUCUACAGCUGCGGCCGGUCGUCGGUGCUAUGGAAGGUCCGCGAUAGCGCAAAGCGUUCAACCUCCACGGAGCGCCUCAACAUCCUGGCCGAGCCUAAGCGCGCGCACAACGAGUUCAAGGAAGAUCGAAAUUUCAGAAAAUAUACACAUGCAGAGAAGUUAACGUUUCCAAAUAUCCCACAGUUCAAGUACAGCUGUGGACGUCAGAGCCCCAUCUGGGCAACGAAAUCCAUGCCUUCCGGUGGUGGCGACAGAGAAUACACCAGCGAGCUAGCUAAACAUAAGAGACCCCACCGAGACUUCAAACCAGAGAAACCUAUUCAGACAACCAUCCCGCACGCUGCCUUGAAAGCGGAGGCGACUGAGCGCCUUUUGACUCUGUCCACACCCAAGCCACGGCCUGACGGACCCUUCCGGGAACCAGACUGGGAGGUUCCGGGCAGCGCAAAAAAUGCGACCGCCUCCUCCCGUUGCCUCGAGCUGGCACGGCCCAAGCCGGCGGUUGACGGGUACCUGCUCCCACGUGACGAGCAGUGGGGCGUGACCAAGGCGGCCAAACGUGCGUCCUCCACCGGAAGAAUUGACGAGCUUUCCAGACCAAUCGUUCGGGCGACCAUGGAUCACGUUCAGUUUAACCCAGACGCUUUCCUCGUGAAACCAUUGGCACUUAAAGGCGCUUUCCCGCCUAGAGUUGAACAACUUUCUCGACCGAUUGAGCGUUAAUGGUUGAACAGUUUAGGCAAACAAUUUCUAUAAUUGAAUACAAAGAUAUUGUUUUAAAUUAAAUCAAAUUUAAAUAAAGAAAAACAUACAAAAUACUAAUACUUUCUUUUUCAAACCAUUCCUAGAGUUCUUUAAAUCGGAUCUGCCUGAGCUAAAGGUGCAAUAUUAGGAGAGUACCGUAGUUUACAUAAUUAGAACAUAAUUCUAACAAAUAUUUAGGCAAGUAUACGUACGUCGUAGUUGUUUUAGUGAACAAAAUACAACUCUUUUAUUGCGAACUUACUUUAACGGGCGCAUAGAUCUAUAGACUUCCUUUAAUCAUGCAUCUAUUUUUCUGUCAAAAUAUAGCAAACUUCCUGCCGUAGUAUGUGUAUAUUCAAUAUCAUUUCACUGUUGAUAUUUGUUUGAAAGUGACUUAUUCAUUAUGAUCAUGUCGAGAAGAUCGGAUGGACAUUAAAAUCUACAGAUUACAUUAAAAACGCCAAACAAAGUGUUACAUUCGGCCUAAAUCAAAGAAUAUUCACAUUUGCUUUAUAAUGGGCAAAACGUCUGAAUCCGCCUUGUGUUACUAUCUAUUUACGAGGUGAAUAUUUCUGUUUGAAUAUUAUAUUCUAAUGUAUAACUGUGUGAAAUACGCAUUUGAUAAGACCAUACAACGGAGAGAACGGACACUGUAUUCGCCCCCCCCCCCCCCCCCCGUGAUAUAUGUUUUGUUGAGUUUGUCUGUUGCUGUUCUCUGUUAAGCAUAUUUUCUCUCUCUUUUUCUGUAUAAAAUGUCUGAAUGUAUUAAAUACCUUGAGAGGUCAAAUGUGAUUCUGCUUUGAAGGUCAACUUUGCUCUUAAGAAAGUGAUGUUUUAUACAUGUAGUAUGUUUUAUUGUUUCUUAUCCAUGUAAAUACAUGUUCCUUUUGUUAUUUAUUACCAAUGAAGUAUUAUGAAUACUGUCAGUAUUAAUUCAAAUUUAAGUGUUUAUGAUAGCAUGAUUGAUAAAGCAAUUCAAGUUGUGUGUUUGACAUUCAACUUUGUACUUGUCUGUCUUAUUCAACCAAGCACUUCAUCUUAAACAGUAGAAGGUAUUUUGAAAGAGUAGAAUGCACAUUUACUUGUUAUCAUGUAGUUUAAACAAAUUUUGGAGAUUUUUUAUUUAUACUGUUGAAAAUAAAAUGUACACGGUUUCUAGAAAUAACCACAAUAAAGAGUAUGCUCUA